This is a messenger RNA of Leptidea sinapis, 3115 nucleotides long. RefSeq names its product glutamate receptor ionotropic, kainate 2 (gene KaiR1D). Gene Ontology annotation, biological process: synaptic transmission, glutamatergic; modulation of chemical synaptic transmission. The transcript is spliced from 19 exons. Gene Ontology annotation, cellular component: plasma membrane; postsynaptic membrane. The record is from RefSeq and is a predicted model, not a curated record. Gene Ontology annotation, molecular function: transmitter-gated monoatomic ion channel activity involved in regulation of postsynaptic membrane potential; glutamate-gated receptor activity. Lineage: Eukaryota; Metazoa; Arthropoda; Insecta; Lepidoptera; Pieridae. The coding region runs from base 224 to 2929 and encodes 901 amino acids.
UCGUACGCUCAAUCACAGAACACCAACCAAUUCUACACGACACGAACAUAAAUCAAUAUUCAAUCAUUUAAAUCAAUUCAUAAAAACGUGCAUAACAAUACAAUCAACUAUGCACCUAACAGUAUGGUGAAUCAAGACUUGUGAAUGAUAUGUGAAGUGGUUUUUCCCUUAGCAAUACUAAGUGUAAUGAAGAAAUGAUUUUGAAAAAGAUUCAUUGAACAGAAUGAGAGGAGCGAAGGCAGUUUUUCUCAUUUUGUUUUUCGGCCAACUUUCUGCAUUACCUGAAACGAUACGAAUAGGGGGUCUCUUUCAUCCCGAGGACGACAAACAAGAGGUGGCGUUCAGAUACGCGGUGGAGAGGGUGAACGCAGACAGGGCUGUGUUGCCACGUGCCAAGCUACUCGCCCAGGUCGAAACAAUCUCCCCUCAAGACAGCUUCCAUGCAUCUAAAAGAGUAUGUCACCUCCUUCGAAGUGGAGUAGCAGCGAUCUUCGGGCCGCAAUCAGCACCAGCGGCCGCCCACGUCCAAUCCAUAUGCGACACAAUGGAGCUACCCCACUUGGAGACUCGAUGGGACUACAGAACGAGGCGAGAGUCCUGUCUCGUUAAUUUAUACCCGCAUCCAGCUGCUCUUAGCAGAGCGUACGUGGACUUAGUGAGGGCUUGGGGCUGGAAGUCGUUUACAAUAGUUUAUGAGAACAGCGACGGAUUAGUUCGUCUGCAAGAGUUACUGAAGGCCCACGGCCCUUCUGAACUACCCGUUUCAGUCCGACAGCUUCCCGAAUCACAUGAUUACAGGCCACUCCUGAAGCAAAUCAAAAAUUCGGCAGAAUCUCACAUUGUUCUGGAUUGUGCCACUGAGAGAAUUAGAGAUGUACUUCAACAGGCGCAGCAGAUCGGAAUGAUGUCGGACUAUCAUAGCUACCUCAUCACAUCUUUAGACUUACAUAGCGUAGAUUUAGAAGAAUUUAAAUAUGGCGGCACUAACAUAACAGCGCUAAGAUUAUUAGAUCCAGAAAGAUCGGAGGUGCAAAGAGUAGUACGCGACUGGGUUUACGAUGAGGCAAGGAAGGGAAGAAAAUUACAACUGGGACACACCUCGGCGAAGGAAAAUAUGACGUUUAUCAAGACGGAAACAGCGUUAAUGUAUGACGCGGUCCAUUUAUUCGCAAAAGCGUUACACGACCUUGACACAUCGCAGCAAAUAGACGUGCGCCCUCUUUCCUGUGAAGCGGAAGACACGUGGCCUCACGGAUACAGCCUCAUUAAUUACAUGAAAAUCGUAGAAAUGAAAGGCCUGACCGGAGUUAUAAAGUUUGAUCAUCAAGGUUUUCGUAGCGAUUUUUCCCUGGACAUUAUCGAACUGACACGAGACGGUUUGCAAAAAGCUGGCACUUGGAACUCUUCGGAAGGUGUCAACUACACAAGAUCGUACGGCGAAAAUCAGAAACAAAUUGUCGAAAUACUACAGAAUAAAACUCUCGUUGUCACCACAAUUUUGAGUGCUCCGUACUGCAUGCGAAAAGAAGCAAGUGAGAAGUUAACUGGCAACGCUCAGUUCGAGGGCUACGGGAUCGAUCUCAUUCACGAGAUAUCAAAAGUUCUCGGCUUCAAUUACACAUUCAAACUGGCCCCAGACGGUCGAUAUGGCUCUUUCAAUAGAGAGACUAAGGAGUGGGACGGAAUGAUAAGGGAGCUGUUGGAACAGAGAGCCGAUAUGGCUAUUGCAGAUCUUACAAUCACGUACGACAGGGAGCAAGUGGUUGACUUUACAAUGCCGUUUAUGAAUCUUGGUAUAUCAGUAUUGUACAGGAAGCCAAUAAAACAACCACCCAAUCUAUUCUCAUUUCUUUCGCCAUUAUCACUGGAUGUGUGGAUCUAUAUGGCAACUGCAUACUUGGGAGUUUCUGUUCUUCUAUUCAUACUGGCAAGGUUUACUCCGUACGAAUGGCACGAAACACGAACAACUGAAGGUGAAAAGAUGGAGAAUAUAUUUUCACUAGCAAAUUGCUUGUGGUUCGCAAUUGGAUCACUUAUGCAACAGAGCUGUGACUUUUUGCCCAAGUUCAGUCCGUACGAGUGGGACAGUCCCAGGAACUGUAUUGAUGAGCCGCCAGUGUUGGAGAAUCAGUUUACACUGUUGAACUCGCUCUGGUUCACCAUUGGAUCAUUGAUGCAGCAAGGUUCGGAUAUCGCGCCGAAAGCUGUUUCAACUCGAAUGGUCGCCGGAAUGUGGUGGUUCUUUACAUUGAUUAUGAUAUCCUCGUACACUGCGAACUUAGCAGCUUUCUUGACAGUGGAACGUAUGGAUUCACCCAUUGAAAGUGCUGAAGAUCUAGCAAAACAAACAAAAAUCAAAUACGGUGCAUUAAAGGGUGGAUCUACAGCUGCUUUCUUUAGGGAUUCAAACUUUUCUACAUACCAAAGGAUGUGGUCAUUUAUGGAAUCAGCCCGACCAUCAGUAUUUGCAAGCAGCAAUAAAGAGGGGGAAGAAAGGGUGAUGAGAGGAAAGGGGGCCUACGCUUAUCUGAUGGAAUCUACGACCAUUGAGUACGUAGUAGAGAGAAAUUGUGAUUUGACUCAAGUCGGUGGAAUGUUGGAUUCUAAGGGCUACGGGAUUGCCAUGCCUCCAAAUUCACCGUACCGUACCGCUAUAAGUGGCGCAGUAUUAAAACUGCAAGAAGAAGGGAAACUGCACAUUUUGAAAACAAAAUGGUGGAAGGAGAAACGCGGAGGUGGAUCUUGUAGGGAUGAAACAUCAAAAUCAUCUUCAACUGCCAACGAGCUAGGUUUAGCUAAUGUGGGGGGCGUUUUCGUAGUACUAAUGGGAGGAAUGGGAGUUGCCUGCGUCAUUGCUGUCUGCGAGUUCGUUUGGAAAUCUCGGAAGGUUGCGGUUGAUGAACGAAAGGAGGAGGUAAACUUUUUCUAGCUACAAAAUAUUCAACAAGUAUUCCUGUAUUGUACUUUGUUUUUGUUCGCCCAGGCGUCGCUUUGUUCAGAGAUGGCAUCAGAACUGCGUUCAGCGUUGAAGUGCCCAAGUGGCGGCAGCGGUACUGGAAGUGGGACACGAGAUGGGGCGGAUUCCCCCUACUUACACUAUGGGUUUAGUACAAAG